UUCAUUCGUUUCGACGAUCUCAUCAUCGACUGAGCUUAAAAAUGUCCGGAAGAGGAAAAGGCGGGAAGGGACUCGGUAAAGGAGGCGCCAAGCGUCACCGUAAAGUUCUCCGUGAUAACAUCCAGGGGAUCACCAAGCCCGCCAUCCGCCGUCUGGCUCGCCGCGGCGGAGUGAAGCGUAUCUCCGGUCUGAUCUACGAGGAGACCCGCGGUGUGCUCAAGGUGUUCCUGGAGAACGUGAUCCGUGACGCAGUCACGUACACCGAGCACGCCAAGAGGAAGACGGUGACCGCCAUGGAUGUGGUGUACGCUCUGAAGAGACAGGGCCGCACCCUGUACGGCUUCGGAGGCUGUUAUGACCUAUUACUACUGGAUGAUAGAAAAAACGCGAAGAUGUCUGGACGAGGAAAAACCGGCGGCAAGGCCAGAGCGAAGGCCAAGACCCGCUCUUCCCGUGCCGGGCUCCAGUUCCCCGUCGGCCGUGUCCACAGGCUCCUGAGGAAGGGGAACUACGCUCAGCGUGUCGGUGCCGGAGCUCCGGUGUACCUGGCGGCGGUGCUGGAGUACCUCACCGCUGAGAUCCUGGAGCUGGCUGGAAACGCUGCCCGCGACAACAAGAAGACCAGGAUCAUCCCCCGCCAUCUGCAGCUGGCUGUCCGCAACGACGAGGAGCUCAACAAGCUGCUGGGCGGAGUGACCAUCGCUCAGGGCGGCGUGCUGCCCAACAUCCAGGCCGUCCUGCUGCCCAAGAAGACCGAGAAGCCCGCCAAGAAAUCUCAUCAUCGACUGAACUCAAAAAUGUCUGGAAGAGGAAAAGGCGGGAAGGGACUCGGUAAAGGAGGCGCCAAGCGUCACCGUAAAGUUCUCCGUGAUAACAUCCAGGGGAUCACCAAGCCCGCCAUUCGCCGUCUGGCUCGCCGCGGCGGCGUGAAGCGUAUCUCCGGUCUGAUCUACGAGGAGACCCGCGGUGUGCUCAAGGUGUUCCUGGAGAACGUGAUCCGUGACGCAGUCACGUACACCGAGCACGCCAAGAGGAAGACGGUGACCGCCAUGGAUGUGGUGUACGCUCUGAAGAGACAGGGCCGCACCCUGUACGGCUUCGGAGGCUAAACCACAACCUGACAACAACAACAACACAACGGCUCUUUUAAGAGCCACA
Messenger RNA from Sander lucioperca (pikeperch), 1158 nucleotides. RefSeq lists its product as uncharacterized. Bases 42 to 1109 code for a protein of 355 amino acids. The transcript is spliced from 4 exons. Gene Ontology annotation, biological process: nucleosome assembly. Gene Ontology annotation, molecular function: DNA binding; protein heterodimerization activity; structural constituent of chromatin. Lineage: Eukaryota; Metazoa; Chordata; Actinopteri; Perciformes; Percidae. The record is from RefSeq and is a predicted model, not a curated record. Gene Ontology annotation, cellular component: nucleosome.